AUGUUGACUGAACUAAUCAUGAACCAGCAGUCACAAGCUGAUCAGUCUGUAGGUCGGCAAGAAGUUCCCCCACAGAACGAAGAAAUCCAGAACAAUGAGAAAGUAAGAAGUUCACACUCCGGUAGGUCUAAGGAAACAACCCGGAGAGUGAACCCCGAUGGUACUGUUGGAGAAACUGAAAUGCCUCGCUACCUUGUUGUUCCAAAACUGGAGAAGUAUGAAGGGUUGACUGACCCCUGUGACCAUAUCCAAGGUUUCAAAUCAAUGAUGGAGUGUCGGGGGGCAAAUGCACUCAUAAUGUGUAAGAUCUUCCCAUCAACCCUUUUCGAGCCAGCAGGAACUUGCUUCAAUCGAUUACCAAGACAUAGUGUGACUAGUUUUGGGGACUUGUCCGAAAAACUCGCGCUUCACUUCUCCGUCGCACGUAAGACGGCAAAGACUAGUUUAGACCUGAUGAAUCUUGACCAUGAGCCUAGAGAAUCACUUCGAUCAUUUCUGGCCAGGUUCAACAGAGCAUGUUUGGAAAUCCCAUAUGUCCAGGUAGAAGUAGCUAUUUCAGCCCUGGUAAGGACGAUAAGGGAUGAAGCGUAUAAGCAAGGAAGAGUAGAAGGAAGGAGUGAUAAGAGGAAGGAUGAUCAAUCCAGCAGGAAGACUGACCAGGGUCCAGUCCCUAGGUAUAGUUCCUACACUCCUCUUAAUAAUUCAUUGCAUAAUAUCCUUCUCGAAGUAAGCAACAGGGAUAUACUGAAGUGGCCUAUGAAAAUGAGGGCCCCAGUCGAAAAGCAUACUUCGGAUAAGUAUUGUCUAUUCCAUAGGGAUCACGGCCAUGACACAGAAGAAUGUAGGCAUCUCAAGGAUGAAAUUGAAGGUCUCAUUAGGAGAGGCUACCUAAAGCAGUUCACUUCAGAUAGAGAAGAAAAGAGGAGAAUAACCGAUGGUGACGAUAGGGAUGACGACCGAAGAAGACAAAGAAGAAGGGAUAGGUCUCCUCGUCACCAAAGGGGGACUACUGGAACAAUUGGAGUAAUUGUAGGAGGUUUGGUUGCAGGAGGAGAAUGCUCCUCGGCAAGAAGGGCUUAUUCUUUAAUAAAUGAAGUUCUGGUGGAUAAUGGUAGUGCGGUAGAUAUCUUAUUCUAUCAUGCUUUCAAAGAGAUGAAGAUCUCAGAAGAUAAAUUGAAGAACUUUUAG
Tripterygium wilfordii is the source of this 1188-nucleotide messenger RNA. RefSeq lists its product as uncharacterized. The transcript is spliced from 4 exons. NCBI's taxonomy places the organism in Eukaryota, Viridiplantae, Streptophyta, Magnoliopsida, Celastrales, Celastraceae. The coding region runs from base 1 to 1188 and encodes 395 amino acids. The record is from RefSeq and is a predicted model, not a curated record.